Phoenix dactylifera (date palm) is the source of this 1201-nucleotide messenger RNA. RefSeq names its product heavy metal-associated isoprenylated plant protein 8-like. NCBI's taxonomy places the organism in Eukaryota, Viridiplantae, Streptophyta, Magnoliopsida, Arecales, Arecaceae. Gene Ontology annotation, molecular function: metal ion binding. The record is from RefSeq and is a predicted model, not a curated record.
UGUAGCAUCUAUUGGAGAGGAAGAGAGAGAAGAAGCCAAUUAGAGUGAGAGAAGAACCAAGGCUCUCUUUUCCUUUUGGAAAAGAGGGCUCUCUCCUUUUUCCUUUGUACUCCCAAAGAAUAGAAGAGAGGAAAAAAGAAAAAUUUAUAGCCGGUUUUGUGUCACACUAGUUCUGUAUCAAACCGAAGCAUCUUGGCGUGCGAUAUAUCUUCAAAAUAAAGAUGGGUGAAGAGCAAAAGGAAGAGAAGAAAAUGGAGGAAGAAGAAAAGAAGGAAGAGGGAACCGAAGAGAAGAAAGAGGAGAAGGAAGAAGAGCCACCGGAGAUAGUGCUCAAAGUGGACAUGCACUGUGAGGCCUGUGCAAGAAAAGUUGAACGAUCUCUGAGACGAUUUGAAGGUGUUGAAGAAGUAAAGACAGAUAGCAUGUCCAGGACAGUGGUGGUGAAAGGAAAGGGAGCAGACCCAAUUAAGGUAUGCGAGAGAAUUCAGAAGAAGACUGGAAAGAAGGUUGACCUGAUCUCUCCCCUUCCUAAGCCUCCUGAGGAGGAGAAGAAAGAGGAACCCCCACAAGAAGAAAAGAAGGAAGAGCCAAAGGCAAUCACAGUCAUGUUGAAAGUUCGAAUGCAUUGUGGUAAAUGCGCUCAAGUUUUGCAAAAGCGGAUAAAGAAGAUGGAUGGUGUAGAGUCAGUAGUUACAGACCUACCAAACGAUCAAAUCAUUGUUAAAGGCAUUAUAGACCCAGUAAAAUUGGUGAAGAAUGUGUACAAACGAGCUAGAAGGCAAGCUUCAAUAGUGCAAGAUGAGGAAAAGAAGGAUGAAGAGAAGAAAGAAGGGGAAAAGAAAGAAGAGAAGGAGGAAGAGAAAGGCGGAGGUGAAAAGAAAGAAGAGGAAGAAAAUACCGAAGAUGAUAAGAAGAUUGAUGCUAAGAAAUAUGAAUAUUGGCCUUCUAGAUUCUAUGUUGAGUAUGCGUACCCACCUCAAAUUUUCAGUGAUGAGAAUCCAAAUGCUUGCACUCUUAUGUAACCAAAGAAUAUGACCUUAAAAAUGUGUUGCUUGCUUGUGUAUGUUACACAAUAUGUGUGCUGAUGCAUAUUUUUGUAUUUAGUAGGGAAAGGACUGAUGAGCUAUAUCUCCUAUCUGAGAGUAAUUCACCUUUUUAUCCAAUAAGUAGGUCUCUUUAUGUGCAUGUUUGAUCUUUUUUA